Aspergillus piperis CBS 112811 is the source of this 1083-nucleotide messenger RNA. Its product is annotated as fructose-bisphosphate aldolase FBA1. Gene Ontology annotation, cellular component: cytosol. Gene Ontology annotation, molecular function: fructose-bisphosphate aldolase activity; zinc ion binding. The transcript is spliced from 4 exons. NCBI's taxonomy places the organism in Eukaryota, Fungi, Ascomycota, Eurotiomycetes, Eurotiales, Aspergillaceae. The coding region runs from base 1 to 1083 and encodes 360 amino acids. The record is from RefSeq and is a predicted model, not a curated record. Gene Ontology annotation, biological process: glycolytic process; gluconeogenesis.
AUGGGUGUCCUUGAACAGCUCUCCCGCAAGUCCGGUGUCAUCGUUGGUGAUGACGUUCUCCGUCUCUUCAACUACGCUAAGGAGAAGGGCUUUGCUAUCCCCGCCAUUAACGUGACUUCCUCCUCCACCGUCGUCUCUUGCCUUGAGGCUGCUCGCGACCAGAAGUGCCCCAUCGUCCUCCAGGUCUCUCAGGGUGGUGCUGCCUACUUCGCUGGCAAGGGUGUCAGCAACGAUGGCCAGAAGGCCUCCAUUGCCGGUGGUAUCGCCGCUGCCCACUACAUCCGCAGCAUUGCUCCCACCUACGGCGUCCCCGUCGUCCUCCACACCGACCACUGCGCCAAGAAGCUCCUUCCCUGGCUCGAUGGUCUCCUCGACGCGGAUGAGGAGUACUUCAAGCUCCACGGCGAGCCCCUCUUCUCCAGCCACAUGAUUGACCUGUCUGAGGAGCCCGUCGACUACAACAUCCAGACCACCGCCGCUUACCUCAAGCGUGCUGCCCCCAUGAAGCAGUGGCUCGAGAUGGAAAUCGGUAUCACCGGUGGUGAGGAGGAUGGUGUCAACAACGAGGAUGUUGACAACAACUCCCUGUACACUCAGCCCGAGGACAUCCUUGCCAUCCACAACGCCCUUGCUCCCAUCAGCCCCUACUUCUCCAUUGCCGCUGGUUUCGGUAAUGUGCACGGUGUCUACAAGCCCGGCAACGUCCGUCUCCACCCCGAGCUUCUCCAGAAGCACCAGGCCUACGUCAAGGAGAAGACCGGCUCCUCCUCUGACAAGCCCGUCUUCUUUGUCUUCCACGGUGGCUCCGGCUCUUCCAAGGAGGAGUACAAGGAGGCUAUCAGCUACGGUGUUGUCAAGGUCAACCUUGACACUGACAUGCAGUUCGCCUACAUGUCCGGUAUCCGUGACUACAUGCUCAACAAGAAGGACUACCUCCUGACCGCUGUCGGUAACCCCGACGGUGAGGACAAGCCCAACAAGAAGUUCUUCGACCCCCGCGUCUGGGUUCGUGAGGGUGAGAAGACCAUGUCCAAGCGUGUCCAGGUUGCUCUGGAGGACUUCAACACUGCUGGCCAGCUGUAA